This is a messenger RNA of Rhododendron vialii, 2551 nucleotides long. RefSeq names its product putative U-box domain-containing protein 50. The transcript is spliced from 8 exons. The record is from RefSeq and is a predicted model, not a curated record. Gene Ontology annotation, biological process: protein ubiquitination; protein phosphorylation. Gene Ontology annotation, molecular function: protein kinase activity; ATP binding; ubiquitin-protein transferase activity. Lineage: Eukaryota; Viridiplantae; Streptophyta; Magnoliopsida; Ericales; Ericaceae. The coding region runs from base 1 to 2394 and encodes 797 amino acids.
AUGGGUAAUGAAGCAGAGAAGGUCUAUGUUGCCUUAGGAAACGAUCUGCAAGACGGGUUUGCAACCUUGGAAUGGGUUCUCAGAAAGUGGUCCUCUCAUUCAAUCUCCAUAGUAAUUCUCCAUGAUGCACCUAUCGACACAUCCAAAGAUUAUGUUUGCACACCAUUGGGAAAACUUCCAGCAAGCUAUUUGACUGAGGAGAAACAGGAAGCUCACAGGAAGAUAAAGGAAGGGGAAGAUGACAAAUUACUAUCUCAGUACCAAGCUUUCUGUGGUCAGGUGAAAGUUGAACUUCUUAAGAUUCAGAAACAUGAUGAGCCUCUCCAUAAUCUCUUAGUGGAAUUGAUGUUGGAGAUAACCAAAUUGGUCAUUGGCAUUUCAUUCAUGAGGUCCACGUUAUGGAAAUCCCACCGUCUUAGUGGAUUACUUCAUGUUCACCGGCAAAGACCCGAUUGGUGUGAUAUUUUCCUGAUAUCUGGAGGGAAAUUGGUUUUCCUAAGGGAAGAAAAUAAUGAAGUAAUCAUAGAGGAUGAUCAAAGACACAUGGUUGCUAAAUUCAAAGAAAAAGGUAGUUUUAGAGCUUUGCUAGGGAUAAAAUUUCCAGCACCUGCCAAUAAUGCAAAAAAUUCACCAUCACCUUCAAUGAGCAAUUCCCAAGAUCAAUACGGAAAUUCUGAGGAAGAGAUCGAAAGUUACUUCCACCAACUGUUACUUUCUAUUUCUGAUGAAGAAGGUUCAGAGAUAGAGACUGACGCAUUGCAGAAUAGUGAAGCCGAACAGGAGAUACAGGAAAAUAUGAGUGCUGCAGAUGAAGUAGAAAUGCUGAAGGUCAAAAUUAGAAAAGCUCAAGACAUGAUCGAACUUAAGAGAAAAGAAGCUAAAGACAAUUUUGAAAGACAUGCUAAAGCUGAAUGGGCCAUUUCUGUGUGUACUCAUCGGGCUGAGGAGCUUGAAGCUCACAUAAAUGAAGAGAUCACUACAAGAGCUGAUCUAAAGAAGGAGUUAGACUCUGCAAAGGAUGAGGUUGAAGAAAUUCAGACUGAAGUUGAAGACAAGAAGAAUAAGCUCAAGACAAUACUGGAACUCCAAAAUGAUCUCUCGAACAAACUAAGACUAUCUUCCAUGGCAAAAUCGCAAGUCGACGCGAAACUAGAGGAGGCAGUGACUGCAAGAGCUGAUAUGGUCCAGAAAAUCGAGGAGUUGAGGCGCCAGAAAGAUGUUUUGCAACGUAGAGUGGAGUUUUGUAGGGAAAAAGACGCUAUAGGAAUGGCUACUAGGAAUAGUGACCUGGGAUUUAGCUCUAGAAAGUUCACGUCUGAAGAAAUUAGAGCGGUGACCAAUGAUUUCUCGGAGCGUUUGAGAUUGAAAUCUGUAGGACGUUGGACAACUGUGUACAGAGGAAGGAUUAAUAAUACAGCGGUGGCAAUCAAAGUGGAUAGUUCAGCCAAUGGGAUAUCACAGGAUGCCUUUGAAGCUAAGGUAAAGGCCCUCAGCCACAUCCGACAUCCACAUCUAGUCGCCAUGUACGGAUUUUGCUUGGAGCUAAAAUGUAUUGUGUUUGAAUACAUGCACAAUGGCUGCCUACGGGAUGCAUUAUUCUCGGUUUGCGGCAGAGGCAAUAGGAGUAGAAUACAAGGGGGUCUCAAUUGGCAUGCUCGGAUUCGUAUCGCAGCUGAGGUUUCAUCGGGCCUGGGCUUCCUUCACUCAGCCCAGCCCAGGCCCAUUUCCCUCGGCAACCUCAACCCUUCCAAAAUCCUCCUAGACCGUAAUCUUGCUUCCAAAAUCCAUGGCUUUAGGCCUGGUUGGUGUCACGACCAAUCCGACGUGUGGUCGGAUAUUCGGGCUUUUGGGAAUAUAGUGCUGCAGCUUCUGAGCGGGAGGAAUUGGUUCAGGCUUCUUGAUGAGGCCGUGGUGAUAGACCGGACGGGCCUCGUUGAGGUCCUUGAUGAGACGGCUGGAGAAUGGCCAGUGGAUUUGGCAGCAGAACUUGCUGGGAUAGCAAGGAGAUGUCUGGAUGAUGGCGGCAGGCUAGAGAGGGAUUCAUUGAUGGUGACAGUGUUCAAAGAGAUCGAGCAGGUGAGAAAAAAGGCCGAUGAUCUAGUGGCAGCCCGAGAAUGUGAGGUGUCUACCAGAGAAGGUGUCUAUACGGAGGAGGACUCAAGAAAUGUACCCGAAGUGUUUCUCUGCCCCAUAUUUCAGGUUGUGAUGAAGAAUCCACACAUAGCCGCGGAUGGAUUUUCAUACGAGCUAGAAGCCAUAGAGGAGUGCCUAAAGAUCCAUGAUACAUCUCCAGUGACGAACUUGAAGCUUAAGCACAAACUCCUCACCCCAAAUCAAACCCUUCGUUCCCUAAUCCGUGAUUGGCGUAGUAAAAGAUCAAUCCCUCUUACAUGAACAUACAAUACCACUUGGUUAAAUAAUCACAAGAGCAAAUCAAGCUCAAUAAAUCUUUUUCCACCUAAGAGUAAAUUCCACCCGUUCUGUGUAACUUUUUGAAUUCAUUUUAAACUGAUUUACUGAUUUUAGAACAGCGGUCUUUUUCUGGUGCUAA